UGCCAUGAAUCUUGAACCUUAAACAGCAGUACGUUGACUUAGUCUAGAAACGCGUCUUGGGUAGGAAAUAUAUUUCUAUGACUAAAACUUUAAAAAAUUAUUUGUUUAAGGAAAAGACAAUUAGUCUUGUACAUUGAUGAAUAUAAUUGUAAAUUAGCAUCUCAGGACAUAUUGAAAUAGGCCUACUAGUUAAAAUGUUUAAUUAAAAGUUGUGAAUUAGAUAGUUCUUUAUCCCCUCUUCUACGUUUUAUAAGAACACCAUUUUUUAAAGGACCAUCUCUUUAAAUGAACUGUGAAUCAUUACUAUAAUCAUAAGAGAAAGACAUUACCAUUGCUAAGUGUAAAACAGAAGCUUAUGGUGGAGAUCUAAUAAAAGACUCAAUUUCUUAGGAUAACAACAUCAUAACGCGAGAGCAGCAACCUUAGUUCUUAUAUUCUAAAAGAACGCAUCAAAUGAUUACACUAUUAAGUAAAUAAACAUAAAAUCAUGAAACUGGUUUACAUAUGGAUGUUUCCUGAUUAUUAUCUGACCAAAAAAUAUUUCACCAAAAUAAUUGAAAAACGUUAAUCAGCAGAUCCGAAUGUCACAGUGAUAAGAAAGAUAAGAGAGGCAUAUAAAAGACAAACUAAAUAAAAACUGAUUUCAAUUCUCUCAAACAAUGGCGCCGCUCGUUUUGUCUGCUUUUUUCUUCAUGUUCCUGGAGUACGCCCAUGGAAUCAACGUCGCCGCCUUUAAUAUCCAACAUUUCGGGGACACGAAGGUAAACGAAGUGGGACGAGACAUCGUCCGGGUGCUGGCCCACUACGACAUCGUUUUAAUUCAAGAGGUCAGGGACGUGGAUCAUUCCUCCUUGAACAUGCUGAAGGACUUGCUGGGCUCCACAGUAUGGGACUACGUGUCCAGCAACCCCGUAGGAAGGACCACCUACAAGGAGCAGUAUGUCUUCUUCUACAAGAAGGCAGUGGUGAAGAUUCAGGGCCAGUUCCAGUACGACGACUCUGCCAGGGAUGUGUUUGAGAGAGAGCCUUUCGCUGUGGACAUUCAGUACAACUCGCCCACUCGUGGGAAGAAUGUGAACGUAGUCUUGCUGGGUAUACACACACAACCAGAGAAAGCUUUUGUGGAACUGGAGGCACUGCCUACAGCUAUGACGGCGGCUAAGAGCCACUUCCCCAACGCCGCAGGCGUCAUCGCCAUGGGAGACUUCAAUGCUGACUGCAACUAUGUGAGUGACACCCAGAAAGCUUCCCUGGCUAUCUUCAGCCAGCACGCCAGGUACCGCAGCCUGAUCCCUGACACGGCCGACACCACCACCUCCACAAGCACCAACUGCGCCUACGACAGGAUCGUCAUCGAGGGCAACAGUGACAUCGUCGCCGACUCUGCCAGGGUCUACAGAUACGACACCGAUCUGGGCAUUGCAUUUGACAGGACUGCAGAGAUCAGUGACCACUACCCAGUGGAUUUUAAAUUGCACUAACAUAUGGAUAUGAUUUAAUGUUGACUAAAACAAAUAAAGUCACUGAAAGACUC
This is a messenger RNA of Biomphalaria glabrata, 1534 nucleotides long. RefSeq names its product deoxyribonuclease-1-like. Gene Ontology annotation, biological process: DNA catabolic process. The transcript is spliced from 2 exons. Bases 660 to 1481 code for a protein of 273 amino acids. The record is from RefSeq and is a predicted model, not a curated record. Gene Ontology annotation, cellular component: nucleus. Lineage: Eukaryota; Metazoa; Mollusca; Gastropoda; Planorbidae. Gene Ontology annotation, molecular function: DNA nuclease activity.